This is a messenger RNA of Miscanthus lutarioriparius, 684 nucleotides long. Lineage: Eukaryota; Viridiplantae; Streptophyta; Magnoliopsida; Poales; Poaceae. The record is from the annotation of a GenBank genome assembly.
AUGCCAGCUCAGGUGUGGUGCCAUCGCAUGGUGAAUGUAUUUGAGGUGGCGACAUAUCUAGGGAACAAUCUGAAGAAUGCAUGGGUCUCCUAUAUCAAAAGUCUCACCCAUUUCUACAGGCCAUCUGGCAGUGGUGCUACCUUCCGUGCACUCAAGAACGUCCGUCUGGAGCACUGCCCGAGGUUGGAGGGCUUCAUGCCAAGAGACUGUGAGCUGCCAAGCCUCGUGACGCUUGACAUCCUCUUCUGCUACAACCUGAAGGCAAUAUUUUACAACAAUGGCCAUCAUUCUUCUCCUCGUCACUACCAGCUCCCUUGCCUCCAAAAGAUACGCCUCCACGAGUUGCCACUGCUGGAGCAUCUCUACGUCGGCGACGCCAUCCUCACCGCGCCCAAGUGGGAGGAGUUCCAGGUCCGUGGGUGCUGGAGCUUGCGUCGUCUCCCUCGCCUCCACCAACAACCAGACAAGGCCGUGAAGCCAUGGCUGUCAUAUCUCAGUAUCCGUGCAGCAAAUUUUAACUCCUUUCUUCUAAAAACAGGCCAUACAUAUGACAUGCGCACAAAUGAUGGCAUGGCAAAAACUUAUAUGACCAAAUUAGCAAUUCCUGUAAUUGACAAUGUAUUGGAUAUGACAAUGGUUGUGAUUCUGUAUGGUUUUGUGGAUGUCAGGUUUAACUGCAUUUAG